Entamoeba dispar SAW760 is the source of this 384-nucleotide messenger RNA. RefSeq lists its product as uncharacterized. Lineage: Eukaryota; Evosea; Mastigamoebida; Endamoebidae. Bases 1 to 384 code for a protein of 127 amino acids. The transcript is spliced from 2 exons. The record is from RefSeq and is a predicted model, not a curated record.
AUGAAUAAAAGAAUGGAGGAGUGGUAUUAUUAUGAAGAAAUUGAAUUAGGACAAUCACCAUCAAAUAGAAUGAUAAGUAUAAUUACAGAAAAACAAUAUGAUUACAAACUAUUAGAAUUUUCACUUAUUUAUAAUAUUUUAGAAACAUUUAAACAUAAUUAUAAAUAUAAUGAAAAUAAACAUAGAGAAUUUAUAAAAGAUGUAUUAUAUGAAAGAGUGAAUAUAUAUCAAUAUGUUAUAAGAGAUGAAAUAAUAGAAGAAAAUGAAGAAGAAACAAAAAAGAUAAUAAAGAAAUAUCAAAUAAAAUGGAAUCAAAAUAAUAAAAGAAUAGUUAAAAUAGAUAAUAAAUAUGAUAAAGAAAUUAAUAUAAAACAGGUACAUUGA